CGGCUGCUGCUCCCGCCGCCGCCCCCUCCCCCGUGGCCGGCCCGAGUCAGUGCCUGAGUAGCUCGGCAGAGCGGCUGCCGCGGGACGGACCCCGCUGCUCCUGAGCGCCCGGAGCCCGCUGCCUGACCCUUGCCCCGGCUGCGCCGGGCCCGCCGCGCCACCGGGCUAGCGCGACAAGCGGGGACCCUAUCGCCCGUGUGCGGCUGCGGCGGCUCCCGCAGGGGACGCGGGGCGGCCGGGGGGUCCGGCUCGGAUGGCGGAGGGGACCCAGGCCCAGCAGCAGCAGCAGCUUCUCCCCGGCGGCGGAGCCCCCCGGGGCGUGAAGCGGGAGCCGGAGCUGGAGCAGCCCAUGCCCGGAGGGGACGGCGCCGAGACCGGCCUCAGCAAGCGGCUGAGGACAGAGGCGGAGGCGGGCGGCGGCGGCGGCAUGCAGAAUGAGCCUCUGACCUCAGGUUAUCAUGGAUACCCUGCGAGGGAUAAUCAAGGUAACCAGGAGCCAACAGCCACUCCUGAUGCAAUGGUCCAGCCAUUCACCACAAUCCCGUUCCCACCACCCCCACAGAAUGGGAUCCCCACAGAGUAUGGGGUGCCACACACUCAGGACUAUGCAGGCCAGACCAGCGAGCACAAUCUGACACUCUACGGAAGUACGCAGGCGCAUGGAGAGCAGAGCACGAAUACGCCCAGCACGCAGAAUGGAUCUCUUACGCAAACAGAAGGAGGGGCACAGACAGAUGGACAGCAGUCACAGACACAAAGCAGUGAGAAUACUGAGAGCAAGUCCACUCCAAAGCGGCUUCAUGUCUCUAACAUUCCCUUCCGUUUCCGGGAUCCAGACCUCCGACAGAUGUUUGGGCAGUUCGGCAAAAUCCUUGAUGUAGAGAUAAUCUUUAAUGAACGUGGCUCCAAGGGAUUCGGGUUCGUAACUUUCGAGAAUAGUGCUGAUGCAGACAGGGCCAGGGAGAAAUUACACGGCACCGUGGUAGAGGGCCGUAAAAUCGAGGUGAAUAAUGCAACAGCGCGAGUGAUGACCAAUAAGAAGAUGGUCACGCCAUAUGCAAAUGGUUGGAAAUUGAGCCCUGUGGUUGGAGCAGUGUACGGUCCCGAGUUAUACGCAGCAUCCAGCUUUCAAGCAGAUGUCUCGCUGGGCAAUGACGCCGCAGUGCCCCUGUCAGGAAGGGGGGGUAUUAACACUUACAUUCCUUUAAUCAUUCCAGGCUUCCCCUACCCAACUGCAGCCACCACAGCAGCUGCGUUCCGGGGAGCACACCUGAGGGGCCGAGGACGAACAGUAUACGGUGCAGUCCGAGCAGUACCCCCCACGGCCAUCCCUGCCUACCCAGGAAUAGUCUUACAGGAACCAAUCAUUAGCGCUAAAAUACCUCAGGGUGGAUAUGCCGCCUACAGAUAUGCACAGCCUGCUACUGCAACAGCAGCCACGGCCGCUGCGGCCGCUGCAGCAGCUUACAGCGAUGGGUAUGGCAGGGUGUACACAGCAGACCCUUAUCACGCCCUUGCCCCUGCCGCUAGCUACGGAGUUGGCGCUGUGGCGAGUUUAUACCGAGGUGGCUACAGCCGAUUCGCCCCCUACUGAAGUGACGUGAGCCCCUGCAAGUGGGACAGCCCCCCCAGUUCAUGAGGCCUGGCUAUUGCAAUAUUUACUAGUAGAGGAACUCUAUAGCAAGAUGAGGAGGAAAAACAAAAAAAGAAAAGAGAAAAUACUUUUUUAUACCUCACUAUGUUCUUUGAAUAUGUAUUUUUCCUUUAAAUUUCUGCCUUUAAUUCUUUUGUUCCAAAGAUUGUGCUUUUUUUGUUUGUUUUUUGUUUUUUAACUGUGGUAAAAAAUAAUGCAUUUCCGUGUCUGUAUGUUGGUGCAUAGCUUAUCCUACCAAUCACGGAAGAGGCAAUUAAUGAUAAGGAAAGAUGUUAGGAACCAAUAUCAUGCAAUUAAUCGUGGACAAAGUUACUUACCUGGGUCUGGUGCUUGGCACCUGUGAGAUAGGAGGAUGUGAGGGAGAGCCUCUUCCUGCUGUGUUUCUGCCCUUUGGAGGGACGCAUUGAUUGGCUGUGGCUGGAACCCACAUGCUGGUGAGAAGUAGUUGUUUGUAUUUGAAAAGAAGGGAGAUGCAGAGACUUCCAGCAUUUUAUCACCAUCUGGCAUGCACACACUUGGAACAGUUUCAGGGGUGUCAGGACUGUAUAGUUGGCAAGAGAAGAUUCCCCAAACUUGCCCAAAGACUUGGGCGAUUAACUGCAGUAGGGGACAAGACUUUGAAAUGAAUUCUUGAUAUCUCUCCCCCCACACACACCUUGAUUGUUGUCCACUACUGGACUGUAAUUGUCUGUCCUUCCUCUGCUUUCUAAGGUCUUUCUCCUUUACUGCCCCUCUUUUUCCCUUCUUGAGGAUUGGUUGGUGUGAUGCUGCAAACGUGGGCCAGUAAGGACAGAGCUUGAGGCAAUGGUUGAGAGUGCUUGUGUCUCGGACAUCAAGGAGUGGUUAGAUUUACCGAGCAUUUGCAGCUUUAUGGGGAAGGAAGCUGGCUGAAGAACCCUGCAUCGGUGCCACACUGAGCUGCUCUGAGGUUCAGCAUUCAAGGUCCCUCUCCCUAUUCACCAUGAGCCACUUAGGCAUUGCUGCAAAUAAAUCAUUAAAGUAGUGUGAAGACAAAAAAUGAGUCAUGGAGCAGCUGCAGAGGGACAGAGGAGUGUGUGUGAGGGGAAGAGAGUGUGUUUUAUUUCAGAACGCUGUUCCUGAAGUGAUUUUGGAUAGCUCAGAUGUCUGGAGGUAGGCAGAAGCCGUUUGUACAAGCUCUGAAGUCAUAGGAACCUCCCAUCUGCUAGAUCUAUUUGAGGCCCUUAAAUAUUUAAUCUAGAGCCCCAGUGGCCAUUUGCCCAGCCUCUCAGUAUCCUGCAAAGAGCACCUGGACUGCUCAGUCCACAUUUACACUACAGACUAUUUAGAAGGGCUCCAUGGCUCCCAAGGCCAUCUUCCUUCUGCUCUUUUAACUGGAGUGAUUCUUCUAUUUUAAAAAGCAGGCAUUUUAUAGGUUUCUGCAAGGAGUCGCACUGUGGCAGGGAGUCGUUGCUGUCAACAUCUGAGCUUGAUUUUAGAACUCAGAGGAAUAGUCUCCCCUCCAGUUGUUAGUUUUUGCUAUGCUCCCAGCAACUCUUGCAAUCAAAGGCAGAUUCUCUGAAGCUUUAUCUAACUCUAGACACUAGAGAAACAGAGAGAGAAGCACAAUUCCAUUUGGCUCUCUUGUCUAGCUGAACUGGUACGGGGGUGACUUUUCACUCCCAGAAGGGCUGUGUGGGGUGUGGAUUUGUAGCUAGAGCCUUUCAACUCCUGCCACCAUACACUUGCUUCUCUGUCAACAGUUGAUAUCAGAAUAGGAAAGCAGAUGCGCUGAACUUUAAGCAUUGUAAGUGGGCAGGGCUGUCUGGGAGGUGCACUGACCCACCAUGCACAACACACAUCUUUGCUCUUCCCCUCAGCAAACGUCCUCCCUGUGCCUGGCAGGGAGGAGUUGCCUGAAAUGGGAAGGAUUGGGGAGACAUUAGUUAAGCUAGAGACCCUAAGGCUAUUGAUUCUAUGGAGGAAUAGCUAGAACAAGGGGACACCAAACUGCCAGCCUGUUGGCCACUUUUUUCGUUGUUUUUUUUUCUCCCCCAAGCCAAAGUUUGGUUUGUUGCAGUUAUGACAAUUUUUGUUGUUUGUAUAUAAAUAUUUUAGUUAGAUUGAAAACGGGGUGGGGGAGUGGGGUGUUGGGCUUUCACAAAAUCAAGGAAAUGAGGGGACGGUGGGAUUUUUGGCUUUUACUGGUUGAGUGGGAAAUUUUUUUUUCCAGUAGAACUUCUAGUGUCAUAUUGAAGGGAAGCCAAUUUCCAUCAUGUGGCAGAUGGGAGUGGGAGACUCCUUUCUGGAGCUGAGACGCAGCAAAAGCCUCAAAUGGAGUUCAUCAUAGCCACACCUAGGGUGGUGGGGGGAGUGAAAACAGGAUGUCUCUUCCCUUACUCUCAGGAAGGAGAAAUUGCUGAUGCUGUAGGGCCACAGAAUGGGAGAGGGUGAGGGGCCACAGCUUGCUUAGCGCUGUAGUGGGAGGAGCUUGAGCUUCGGCCGCUUUCAUGUGUCUCAGUUCAGCUGGUUCUGACUGUAGCUUCUGAAAGGUCAAGCUCCACUUUCUCAAGAGCCCUCCUGCACCAUGGCAGCGCAGCGUGUGGUUGGUUGCCCCCUUGCUUCUCCAUCUGUAGGGAAGGCUGAACACAUUUCUGCUGUUAAGUAGGGUCUGUGCUCGACAGAUAUAACCCCGCUUAGUGCUGAGAAUCUGGGUUCUUGUCACGUAAGUGCCUGGGUUUAGCAGGGGGUGGGUCACCUAAUGCUUUAGCACCUACUGUCACCAACUUCUGAUCCACAAAGGCCAGUCCCCUAAUGCAUCAGUGGGGGCUGCCCUGAUCUAUUAAUCUCUGUUCUAGGCCCCUCAGUGUAUUAGCACCUGGGUUUCCCUAAUUCCUACUCCAUGGUGACCGGGCUGGGGGGAAGCUAAGCCCUUUGUCCUGCUGACUACAGGAGUUGGUUCUAUAAUUUUAGACAUUUACCAUCCAUACAGUCCAGGUGAUGCUUUCCAAAACCAAGACCUCCCAGACAGCUUUUACCACAGCUGGAUUUUUGCAGCAUGGUUGCUCCUAUGAAUUCUGUGCCAUGGCAAGCAAGAGCCUUUCAUCCCUCCCUCCAUCCCUCUUGGCAAACACAAUGACUCUGAUUCCACAGAUGACAUUUAAUGAAUUGGCUCAUGAUACGAAGGACCUAUUUCCAUUCAGAUUAGCCAAGCCUUGGCUGGUUUGAAGUAUCCAUUGUUCCAAAGAUUGAGGAAGGCCCAUAUCUCCCUAUGCAGAAUUAAUUAUACUCAGGCUUUUUACAGGGAUGAGGGGAAUGGGGGUACAAAAGUGGAGCAGGCUUUUGUCACUGAGAACAUCUAGUACUUUUGUCCUGUAAUGAUCAGUGUUCAAGAGUUUCUGUCACACAGGACUUGGCUCAGGUCCUUCACCACUUAGGUCUGGUCUGCCCCCCAGUGUUUGUACCAGUAUAACUAGUUUGGUUAGAGGGGUGAUUUUAAUGAUAUUGUUAUACUGGUACAAUCCAAAUGUGGGUGCUGUUAUACUGGUAUAAAGGUGCAUUAUACCAGUAUAGCUUUUUCCCCUUUCCACAUGGGAAUAAGCUAUAUCAGUAUAAGGCACAUAUGUAUAUUUGUGUCCACACUAGAGGUGUUGUGUGACUUUAACUACACUGGCGUAGGUAAAGCAGUACAACUUUUGUGUGUAGACAAGCCCUUAGUUACCCAUUUCUUAUAACCAGCCAUUCAUAGGGCAGGCAGUCAUGGAGGUCCUGUCUACAGUAGAGUUCAACCAUGUUAGCCAAAGCCAUGCUUUUAAAUUAUAUUCUUGCUUAGACAGCCCACUGCUAUGGGGACAGUAGUGUGGUCCAGUGGGAUAGAGCACUAGGCUGGGAGUGGAAGACCUGGGUUCUAGACUAGGUUCUACCAAUGAUCCUGCCAUGUGACCUUGGGCAGGCCUGUUCAUCUCCCUGUGCAUCAGUUUUCCCCAUCCACAAAGCAGGGAUUGUGAUACUUUAUCCUCCUUUUGUGAAGCCCUUUGACACCCAUGGAUGAAAAGUUCUAUAUGAGAUCUAAGUAAUGUCUCAAAUCCCAGUAUAGGUAGGGCCUAACUGGUAUAAAAUGGUUUAUAAAACAAUUUCAUAGCCUAGCAGCUUGCUGGUGAGAAUCAUUCUUAACUGAGGUCCUGGCUGUUGUGGUUUUUUGAGCUCUGCUAUGUGGGCACCUUGGGGGCUUUGCAAAUCUUCAUAUAUCCCCCUUCUACCCCAAUCCCCAAGGAAAAGACAAGUAGAGAAUAGGUGUGGGGAGCACUUAGGAAUUCAAGAAGGGAAAGAAAUAUUGGCUCUGGGGAACUCUUCUUUUGCUGAGUCCAGCUCCAAAGGGAAACCACACAAGCAGCUUGGAGAAUAACUUGCUGCUUGCGCCCCUCUAGUAUGGUCACGUCUAAGGAGUCCAUGCCUUGGCGGAGGGGGAAGUGGUUUUUAAAGAGUGUGUUACUUGUUUGCACUGUUUUAAAAUAGGAGAAAAAAACAAACUAGUGAACAAGGUGAACAUCCAAUGUAAACUUCGGUGUGUUUUUAUUUUGUCAUGCUCUUGAAAAUGUCAAACAUUUUGUAGUAUACACGAGUGAGACUUGAUUCUUUGUUGCAUAAAACACUAUUUUUUGGUGAUGUUACUGUCUGAAAAGCUCCUCCCUCCUUGCCCCCACCCUACUGAUCUCCCCACCCCAAUUUAUUUUAUUCUAUAAUGAAAUCACCAGUCGACAAGGCAUGCAGGAAUGUAAUAGCCAGAGUGUGAAAUGGGGUCCUUUCCAAGUAGGCUUUGGGUGUCCUCCAGGGUGGAGUCCUUCCUGUAGCUUGCAGUAUGCAAUAUAACACCCCUCCCAGAACACACACCGGUUACAAAGCAAAUUGAACUAAGACGUCCAAUGCCAGAAUCGGUUGCCACCACUAACAGUGGAGGGGGACAUUCCAGAAGUGGUGUAACCACUUGCAGUUGUUGUCCUACCCAUGUUUCUGGCAGCAACCAGUGAAAGCUUACACAGGAAGAUGACAAAUACGGUCAGUGCCAGUGCAGCCAGUCGGCAAAGAUUGGUAGCAGAGUAAGAAUACAUCAGCCAAAACCUUGCCUUUAAGGAAAUUGAUGAUGUAUAAAGCCGUCCACCUGAGUAUUCAUUUGGCUGGCAAUCUGCAAAGUGCCAGUGAUCUAAGGAUUGAUUCUAAAGCUGGUCAAUAAGUCUCUCUUUUGCCAGAUAUUUUUUUGGGGGUGGGUGGGAGGGAGGGGUCUGUUUGUUGCUUCCCUGAGGAGUGAUCUUGUUACGGGAAUCUGGCCUCCCACAUAAAUAAUCUCAGCUUCAGUCACUUUCUUCUGUUUUUCUCUUGACAGUAUUUUUUGUGUGCGCGCGUGUUGUAGUUUUGGCAGCUCAGUUUGGCUGCGUUCUCAAGUGACGAAGUAAUCCUCUUUUACCCCAGGGGAUAUGAUUUGUUUUUCUUUUUAUGUUAUCAAUUCUGCUUGUAAAUAGCUGGAGCAAAAAAAAAAACCUGGGGCCGAUAGCAAACGAGAACCAGGGCUGUAGAGCGAUAUGGAGCUGGUGGAGAGUUUACUGACCUCACGGGCUGAUCUGCCUGAGACUUGGAGCUUUUCAAUGCAAGGCUAAAAUUCCACGGAACCUCCAGUGGCAAUGACUGACUUUGCCCCUUCAUGCGGUCUCCCCACCACCUUUCCAUUGCCAGGUACCCUUGGGGCAUAGGAUGCAUCAAAAUUAGAUGCUUUCCUCUCCCCUGGAUCAUUUCCUAGGACGCCCAAGCUGCUUGUUCAGGGUCCCAUUUCUCUGCUGACUCUGGAGAAGCAGUACCUGCAUCCCAGGGCUUUGUGACCGUCUCUAACUUCCUUCCCCCUCUCAUUAAGUAUCAUAUUGUAUAGUAGCUUUCAGACCAUACAGUAUUCAUUGGGUUACUCCUAUUAUUAUCAAGUAGCUGGAAUUGUGAAGGUCGGAGUAGUUAGAUCUUUAGCUUUUAUUCCUUUUUUUGUAUUACUAUCCAUGUGUAUAAAUUAUUGAUCAUGUUGCUGGCUUUUAUAAACUCUAAGCAAGGGAGGAGCCCUUCCUCACCCUUUGCAAAUGGUAAUGAAGCACUGUUUUUAAAUAAAAGAGAAACACCA
Messenger RNA from Chelonia mydas (Green sea turtle), 7766 nucleotides. It is a transcript of the gene RBFOX2, whose product is annotated as RNA binding fox-1 homolog 2. The transcript is spliced from 14 exons. Gene Ontology annotation, biological process: regulation of alternative mRNA splicing, via spliceosome; nervous system development. Gene Ontology annotation, cellular component: nucleus; cytoplasm. The record is from RefSeq and is a predicted model, not a curated record. The coding region runs from base 254 to 1594 and encodes 446 amino acids. Gene Ontology annotation, molecular function: mRNA binding. Lineage: Eukaryota; Metazoa; Chordata; Testudines; Cheloniidae.